Molecule: messenger RNA, 474 nt
Organism: Penicillium soppii
Lineage: Eukaryota; Fungi; Ascomycota; Eurotiomycetes; Eurotiales; Aspergillaceae
Product: RBM8 family RNA-binding protein
Exons: 2
Coding region: 1-474 (157 amino acids)
Biological process (GO): RNA splicing
Cellular component (GO): exon-exon junction complex; cytoplasm; nucleus
Molecular function (GO): mRNA binding
Source: RefSeq, a predicted model, not a curated record
AUGUCGAACGAGAUGGAAGUCGACCCUCCUGUCGCCCACGACGAUGCUCCCGAGCAAUCUGACCGCAGCUUCGAGCCCCGGACCCAAGGAAACGCGGUCGCUGUGCGCAGUAUCGAAGGAUGGAUCAUCAUCGCGUCUAAUAUCCACGAGGAAUCAUCAGAGGAGGAUGUUACCGAGCUCUUUGCGGAAUACGGAGAGAUCAAAAACUUCAGUCUGAACCUUGAUCGUCGAACGGGUUAUGUCAAGGGCUACGCCUUGAUUGAAUACUCAACUCUCCCCGAAGCCAGCGAAGCCAUCGCGAACCUUAACGGCCACAAGCUCCUCGACCAGACCCUUCAUGUUGACUAUGCUUUCGUCCGCCCGCCUCCAUCUGGCAAGGGCAAGAAUGCAGCUCCAAAGGGCCGGGCUGGCCGGAAUCGCAGCCGAAGCCCCAACCGGAGUCGCAGCCCUGAAGCUGGCGGUGACCGCGAAUAA